Molecule: messenger RNA, 2018 nt
Organism: Stegostoma tigrinum
Lineage: Eukaryota; Metazoa; Chordata; Chondrichthyes; Orectolobiformes; Stegostomatidae
Gene: pusl1
Product: pseudouridine synthase like 1
Exons: 9
Coding region: 589-1401 (270 amino acids)
Biological process (GO): tRNA pseudouridine synthesis
Molecular function (GO): RNA binding; pseudouridine synthase activity
Source: RefSeq, a predicted model, not a curated record
GGCUCAGAGAGAGACCCUGAUCGGUCAUUCAAAGUGGAUGUGUGUUUUUCUUUUUUUUAGACAAAACCUGAUCAGGUAAAAGAGGCGGAAUGAAGAGCAUCGGGGAACCCAAACGUGUAGGAUGUAAAUAAUCGGAGACAAAGAAUUGGAUGGUCUACAAUGGCUGAGAGAUGUGCAUGGAUGGACGCUAGUCUGCUUCAGUACAACAUUCCUGGUUACAGAGAAGGAGGAUAAAAUACAUCGAUUCAAAAAUAUGGCCUGGUUUAUUAUUCAAUCUCCUGAAAGUUAAACGCUCCCUCAUUUCCAAUCUGUUUACAGGACUGGAGUCAUUGCAACAGUUCCUCUCUCCUCCACCACCAUCCCUCCCGACAUCUGGUUUCGGCGCAUCAAUCUUCAAGCUGUUAUUGGGCUGAGCGGCCGGGGGGCCUGAAGACGUCGUGUCGCUCUGGGACGCGGAGGAAAGGGCGAUUGUUCCCAGGACCGGCAACGGGCGGUGUACCCAAUGGCGGGGAAGGCGCGAUAUUUAAUCUUUUUCCAGUAUUGUGGCACUCGGUACAGAUACUAUAUUUCACUCUUUACAGUGGAGUAAUGAAGUCUCCUUCACAUCAACCAAUUCUUGGGGUUCAGAAUUAUUUGGAGAAUGCGGUGCAGAAGCUCCGGCCGGUCAAUGAAGUCGAUAUCUCGAUCUCCAGUCGUACUGAUAGUGGUGUCCAUGCCUUGUGUAAUUCUGCUCACCUCGAUAUUCAGAGAAAGGAAGGAAAGCCACCAUUUUCAGCGGAGCUCCUUGUUGAUGCACUGAACUUCCAUUUGAAACCCGAGCCGAUCAGCGUCAUAAAAGCUUUUCGAGUGGCUGAUAAUUUCAAUGCUCGAUUCAGGGCUCUAUCUCGGACAUAUGUGUACCGCCUUGUGACAGGGUGCUGGCACCGUUCUCAACUUCCAGUAUUUGAAAGGAAUCUUUGCUGGCCGGUGCAUAAUAUACCUUUAAACGUAGACAUCAUGAAAGAGGCUGCACAGAUCCUGCUGGGCACACAUGACUUCAGCACCUUCCGCUCCUUAAACUCAGAGACUCCCUUCAAAUCACCUCUGAAAACAUUGCUUCAGGUGGACAUAAUACCUGGUUUCAGCAUAUCUCUGCAGCAGGACUUCCACAGCCACCUGAAGUUUUGGGAACUGACCUUCAAGAGCAGGUCCUUCCUCUACAAACAGGUGAGGAGAAUGACAGGGGCUCUAGUAGCAGUGGGGCAGGGAAAGCUAAUGCCCCGGCAUAUUGCGGAUCUGCUCGAGAUGCGGGAUUCCAGGGCUUACCCACCAAAUAUUAUAGCCCCACCUGAUGGCCUGUUUUUGAAGAAUGUGGAAUACAACACAAAGGAUCUUGAAGUGGAAGAAAGUGUAAUUCAGUGAUUGUGGACGGGUCUGUGGAUUUGGUACGGUAUCUUGGAACAGACUUUAGGCUCCAAAUCAGCUGAGAAAUGGGGAAAAAAGACUUGCAUUUAAAUUGCAUUUUUCACAAUCUCCAGAAGUCUUGAACUGCUUUACAGCUAAACAUUUUUGAAGUGCAGCCACCGUUGUAAUGUUGGAAAUGUGGCAGCUAAUUUGUGCUCAGCCUUGCUUCACAAACAGAUUUGUGAUAAUGGCCAAAUAACCUGUACUUUUGUGGUGUUGAUUGAGGGAAAAAUAUUGGGAAGAACUUGCUUCUCAGCUGCUAUUGGAUCUUUCCCAUUAAUCUGAGAGAUUGAAUUGGACGUCAGUCUAAUGUCACUUCUAACAGAUGACACGUGAUUAUGCAGCACACCGUCAGUAAUGUAAUUUUCGACGUUUUGUUGAACCUCUGGAGUGACAUUUGAAUGCGAGGCGACUGUAACCAAUGGACCCAGACCUGGCACUCAAAAAUGACAAUUAUUGACAAGAAGAAUUGGGUUAAUGGUGUAAAAGACUUGUGCAUAUUGUGUCAACAAUCCCAAAUAUGUUACAAACUGUGUAGAAACAACAUUUUGGAUAAAGACCAUUUUUUAAUUAAA